UGUGUGAUUUUUUUUGUUAAUUUGGUAUGCUGAGUCAGACUGUUGUUGUUGUGGCAGCAAUUUGUAAAAGUGGCGAAUUUAUUAACAAGCGACUUAGACCCCAGUGGACUAAGGGAUGAUUUAAAGUGCAGUGAAUAUUAAUAAAAUGUUGAAAUUACAAUAUUUUGUUUUAUAUAUAUCUUAUAUUAGUUUUGUGGACACUGUGGGAUCUUGGAGUGUAGCAGUUAAGGAGUCUUCAGUGAUUCAUAAUGUUGAGUGUAAACAUUUAAGAAUGGGUCAGUUCAUGUGCCCAGAUCCAAGCAUAGAUCACAUAGAUCCUAAAACCCAACAGCUUAAGAAUUGCCAAAAAAAUAACAAGGCGAAGAUACAAUGUACUGCUGUUGAAGGUCUCAAUUGCACUGAAACUGGAAAUUCUACAUUCUUUAAAGAGAUGCCUUGCAAGUGGACUAAUGGUUACUCAUUUGAGACCUCAAUGUUGCUUUCGGUGUUCCUUGGAAUGUUUGGUGCUGACAGGUUUUACUUGGGUUAUCCAGCUAUUGGUUUAGCCAAGUUUUGCACCUUGGGUUUCAUGUUUAUUGGUCAAUUAAUUGACAUUGUAUUGAUAGCUACACAAUAUGUGGGUCCAGCUGAUGGUUCCCAUUAUGUAAUGCCAUAUUAUGGACCAGCAGUUGAAGUGAUUAGAAGUGAUAAUUGGACAUAUAGAUUGAGGCAAGAUGAUUGGUGAUUAUUCUUUGUUUUGUAAACUC
Messenger RNA from Nicrophorus vespilloides, 746 nucleotides. It is a transcript of the gene bisc, whose product is annotated as TM2 domain-containing protein CG10795. The transcript has a single exon. NCBI's taxonomy places the organism in Eukaryota, Metazoa, Arthropoda, Insecta, Coleoptera, Silphidae. Bases 146 to 724 code for a protein of 192 amino acids. The record is from RefSeq and is a predicted model, not a curated record.